This is a messenger RNA of Mastomys coucha (southern multimammate mouse), 3317 nucleotides long. RefSeq lists its product as uncharacterized. Lineage: Eukaryota; Metazoa; Chordata; Mammalia; Rodentia; Muridae. The record is from RefSeq and is a predicted model, not a curated record.
CAGUGUGUGUGUGAUUGGUCACUUGAGCUAGCCCUUUUGAAGCCGAUUUGUAUCUACUGUUUUUGGAAAAUCAGACCCUGAGACAGUCUGUGAAUCACUUGGGCUAUUUGCUUUGUGAAGACCUCCAUGUCUUGGGUGAUAAGAGGAUUUCCUUGGUUUGAACUAAACUUGUAAGUUUUGUUGGCAAGCAUAUUUUUUUUCACUCCCUGUAGAUACAUAACCAUAACCAUGCCCCCAUUUUGCAUGUUCCAUUCUAAUGUCAACACAUACUUACAGUAUAUCGGUUGGCCUAGUUUGUUUUGCAUUGAACUGCCCUUCCUGAUUCAUGUGUGGUGUCUGCUCGAUAGACAAGACUGUAGCUGCUGAUUCAAGUUCGGUGUUUGCUAGGGGACUGGACAGAGAACUUAGGACUGGAAUUGCCCUAAAGAACUAUUUCUGAACAGUUCCACUUCCCCAUAUCCCAAUACCCUUCCUUUUCCACUACCUCUUGUGGGUGGUAGGCCACAGAGGAGGUUGACCCAUGUUAAAGUAGGUUGUGAAAAAAUAUAUGCCUACAUACAAAAAUACUGGGGCUCAGAAAGAAGGAACCAAAACAUGCACAGAAUUUAUUUCUGACUGAUUCAGCAGCAGGAUUUGGAAGGAGGGGGCAGGGAGGACACAGGAAAAGUUGCUGGGCUGGAGGCUAGAAAGUGGGUGUGGCAGCCUCUCUACUGCCAGGAUCCCUUUGUGAUGAGGAGGCCACAGCAGUGUGAUGUCCCAGGAGCCCUCCUGACACAUUGCAAACUGAGCUUUAGGACUCAGUAUCCUGAGAGCUGCACUGCGAGUCAGAAGAUGGAGAAUUCUCUGCUUCUGAUCAAUAGCAUUAGAGACCCCUGGAUAAGCUCCAGCUCCAUGGACAUUGAUGUGCAUAACACUUUCAAGAAGGACCUUGGUGUGGGGGCAAAAAAGGGGCCUGGCACUUCAAGCAUCACCUCUGGGAAGGUGCUGGAACCCACAAAACCUGCACUGAGGACAGAGGAAGUAUCCUACAUGAAUCCUGCUGAGCAUCAUUCCCUGCUUGACUCAAAGACUGGAAGGAAGCCAGCAUCAAACAUCAUACAGAUUCCUGUGAAGCACAAAAGUAGACCAUAUGUGCAGAUCCUUGAGGCAAGGGAUCUUGCCCCACCUGGAGUUCCACCCUCAAACCUUCCCCAGGUUGUAUACCCUUCCUCACCCAUCGGUGAUUCCAAGGCUGAGCACUAUUUCAAGGCUGCCACGGUCUUGGAAAAAUUGCAUCACCAAGAUCCAGGAGGAACAAUGGCAGAAAGUACAUCAGAUGCCAGGCUAAAGAGAACUGAGUUCACACACUUACCUGCAGAGGUUCAGGAGACCCUAAGAGCCCUUCAACCUGCUGCCAGCCAUGGGGCCUCAAAGGCCCAUCCACAUCCAUAUCAAAGAUAUCUGAGUGUUCAGAGAGCUGCUUUCUACUUCCAGGCAGCAAAUCCCCAACAGAGCAGGACUAUUUGAGGCAUUGGAAAAGGCAGCCUACAACCAAAUACCAAUCCCAAAAUAGCCAAGCAUGCACCACAGAAGAGCUUUCAGGAGGUAGACUCAGGACAUUGCCUCCAGUAUGUGACAAUGGAAGGCACUGGAGAGAGGGUCCCACCUUCAGCAGCCAAACAAAUUAAUACAGUGGAGGUGAAAGAAGAACCACUUUGUGCAUGGGGAGUAAGUCUGGGAUCCAGUGAGAUUCACAAUGGCCAACACAUCAGUAUCAGUCCCAGGGUCUGUGGGCCUUUAGGGGCCAACAGACUCCCAGCUCAUCUACAGACACCUACCCCACAACACUCACAGGACUCAACGCUAAAAACCCAAGUGUACAUUAGGAGUUCAAACAAGCAGAAAGAGGCCUGGCCUGUGAGACAUCAUCCAGAUGGCCCCAGUAGAGUAUACCCUGAUAAGGUCAACUUGCCUUCACAGAACUCACUACCCAGCUUCCAGACUAGAGGCCAAAACCCCAAGACUUCUCAGGGCUUAUGUGAUGUCUUCAUGAGGAGACACGAGAGGGUGGAUACUCAAGAGAACAGAUUAAUUUGGGGUCAUAAUAAGGUUUAUCCCCAUGAAGAGAGGCAGGGUACUAUAAGAUCAAGAGCCCUAAGCCAUGGAGAAAACCAUGAGAGAGUAAGGCCUUCCAUCCCAAGCUCCACCCACUUCAAGGAUGCAGCCAAGGCUCAGAUACCAGAAAAAGGAGAGGCUACUUAAAGCUCUUGGAAGAACAUCCCAAGGUAUGUUUUACAAUAUGGAAACCACAGUACAAAAUACACUGGACUUGGGGAUUCUUUAAAGAUUGAUCACCCCCCACCAGCUGCUGAGCAUACACAAGAAAACUUAACAAGAAAAAUGGUCAUCUACCAUGUGAUAGCUGAACUGCAAUCCAUUAUGGAUGAUCUGUUCCAGAUCUUGGAGGACACUGAAGGGGACCCAUCAAACGUACAAGGGUGUACAGUAGAGUCACUGACAUCCCAGUUGGGUGGCUCAGCCCACACUUCUGAGGGUCUGUAUGACACAAACCAUAGCAGACCAGCAAACAGAGGAAGCUGGGGCCACAUCAGCCCUGAGAUGCAUAAAGAUUCCUUCACAUAUAGAGAAAUUGGAGAUAAACAGCAGUCAGUGAUUAAAGUCCAGAGAGCCUGUGACCAACAUUUGGACCAAGAGAAGACAGGAAUGUGCUUGGACCAGCUCCACAUGCCCAAGGGUUAUGACCUUCCAUGUAGGCACAAGGAAAUUAGACACAAGCAGGAGCCAUGUCUUGAAGACCAGUUUGACCCACAUCAAAGUAGAAAGAAAGGCAUGGGCUGUGGCUGGUUUCUGAAUCCCAAAGAGAAUCAUUCAAUCACAGGAGAACUGACUGCUCCUGGCCUUCAUUUGCUGCCCAGGGAGCCUCUGAACCCAGGUACACCUUACCAGAAUAGGUCAAGGGGCAGCUGGCACAGGCCAUCCAUGUCUUCCCACACCAGGAUGUUCUAGAAGUUGUCCCACCUGCCCACCCAUUGUUUCCCCCGUGCCUCCUGGUAAUAAACUGGGUUUUGUCCCUGCAAGGAAAUUCUUUCUUUCUGGAGCUCUUCUUUGUGUGCUCAUGGCUCCUUUGUAGACAGGAGUGGCUUCCUGGUUUAUGCUCCUGCAUUUCAGCACAGCGAUUUCUAUCCUACAGUGAUGGAGCAGGGGAAGGUCAGCAUUGCUUCUGCCUCAGUGCAGUUUAUGGAGAGACUGGGUACAUGGGAAGGGAUGGUCACUGAAUUCCCGUCACUGUACAGUUAGUGUUAAUCUUUCUGUCAUGG